This is a messenger RNA of Physcomitrium patens, 674 nucleotides long. Its product is annotated as large ribosomal subunit protein eL28z. Gene Ontology annotation, cellular component: ribosome. Gene Ontology annotation, biological process: translation. NCBI's taxonomy places the organism in Eukaryota, Viridiplantae, Streptophyta, Bryopsida, Funariales, Funariaceae. The record is from RefSeq and is a predicted model, not a curated record. Gene Ontology annotation, molecular function: structural constituent of ribosome.
CCAUCCAGAUGGGCGGAGGGCUUGCCCAGGGAAAGGUUGGUACUUAGUCCUGCCGCAUCGCCUCAAGGCUCCCUCUUUGCGGACUUGCAACUGGCGCUGAAAAUUUUCCAUCUCUUCCCCGCUGCAGGCCUCACGCGUCCUUCGCUUUUCCAGAAUGGCGGCUGUAUCGGAUGACUUGAUCUGGUUGUUGGUCAAGAACAGUAACAGGUUUUUGGUGAAGAGAAAUGGAAACAACAACAACUCAGUGACCUUUAGCUCAGAGCCCAAUAACUUGUAUAAUCUGAACACCUUCAAGUACUCAGGGUUGGCGAACAAGAAGUCUGUGGCCAUCGCACCCGCCGAAGGUCUUUCGGUGGUCCUGACCACCACGAAGACCAAGAAAAGGAACCAGCCUGCCAAGCUGCGCCACAACUCUCUCUUGAAGAAGGAUUUCCGCAAGAUGGCUAAGACCGUGGUCAAUCAGGUUGCCUCUAAUGGCUACAGGGCUGAUUUGAAGUCCGCCGCAUUGGCCAGGUUGGCCGCUGUACAUAAGAGUCUCCGUGUGGCCAAGGCUGGUGCCACCAAGAAAAAGUCCAAGGCUAGAACAGCAGCAAAGAAGUAGACGAUGUAUUCUUUUUGGAAUAUAAUUUUAUUUCAAUAAUUGGACCCGGUGGGCAUUUUAUUUCUUCCCCGUA